Molecule: messenger RNA, 904 nt
Organism: Silurus meridionalis
Lineage: Eukaryota; Metazoa; Chordata; Actinopteri; Siluriformes; Siluridae
Gene: c13h15orf61
Product: chromosome 13 C15orf61 homolog
Exons: 2
Coding region: 103-573 (156 amino acids)
Source: RefSeq, a predicted model, not a curated record
GUGGUAUACCUGAGCAAUCAGAGAUUGUUGUUAGAUCACUGAAAAUUGUGCAUUUGCAGAAAGUGUGCAUGCAUAAUACAUGGAUAUGAACCAGCAGAAGCAAUGACAAGAAUCCUGCGAAUGAUCCAUAGUGGGUUUUUGAGGAUUGUGCUCUUCCCAAGUACAUAUCGGAAUAACCGUUGUCGUCCAGCUGCCUCUGAGGUUUUGACAUGUCACCUUUCUCAGCGCAAACUUCCACCCUGGACAUCCUUCUGUGUCCGCUACAGUGCUGUAAUAAAUGACCAGUUCGGCUUGUCCAACUUUAACUGGCAGGUCCAAGGUGCCAACUAUCACAUCCUCAGAACUGGAGCUUUUCCCUUUAUCAAGUAUCACUGCACCAAAGCGCCUCCUCAAAACCUUGAGUUUGAAAACAAAUUCUUUGGCAUACUGAAAGUCAUCAACUUGGGUAUUCCCUGUCUGGCUUAUGGCCUUGGCUCAUGGAUGGUGGCUGGUAUAACAGAAACUGUGCACACUUCAGCUGGCAGAAUCACUAUUUAUUUUGCAUACAAAGAGGUAGAAGGUGCCAAAUACUGAUACUGGAUGGAUUAUCACCUCAUCCUGUCCUUACUUUAAAAAGAUGCACGAAGAUUAAAAUGGAAUCAGUGUAUUUUUGUAAUACUGGAACUCUGAUAACAGUACAGAUGGCAUAAAACUGCUUUGUAUCAACAUUUAAAAUACCUGUGAUGAAGAAUUGUAUAAUUACGGUAAAGGUUUUCUUUACACAUUUCUAGAGGACUACUUAUUUUUGGUGUAGAGCAGAGGUGUCCAAAUAUUUAUUUGCAAAUAUAUUUACAGUAUAGUGAAUGCAGUGAAAAUUAUUGUACAAUAGAGUUCAGUGCCUAAUAAACUGUUUAGUGACUUCUAA